AACCACAGAAUUCAUCAAAAGUUGUAUUGAAAUGCUAUUCAAAUCAUACGCUUCUCCGGAAAUUCUCGUCCCAGUAGUGGUUCUUUCGGUUAUAAUCAUGUGUUUUAUUAUAUUUUACAUAUGGAGACGUAUCCGACUCAAUGGCCACAAGAAGUCACAACUGGAAGCACUCACAUCCAAGCCUUCGACAUCUCAUAUGUAUACCGGAGUGAAGGCUUCGCAUACCAUCGAGUUUAUCGUACCGACGGUUACUCUCAAAUGCUCGGAGCCAUCGUUUUCGGUUACCGAAGAGUCCGACUCGGAUUGUCUACAAUUGGCUAACAAUUAUGAUCACAACGGUAUGAGAAAACGCAAUUCUCGGAUUCAAAUCAAUGAAAACGAGAUCAGCAAAAGUCUUUACGAAGAAGUGCCACAAUUGCCACAGCAAUCACCAGAAAUCAGUUUUGUUCUUCACUAUAGUUUUGUUAGACAACAACUACUUGUUACACUAUUGUCUGCAAAAAAUCUUUAUCUCAAACGAAGUCAUUUGAAUCCAUUUGCAAAAGUAGUUCUUUUGCCGGAAAAGAAUCCAAAACUAUUGACUAAAGUCAAGAAAAAUACAACAAAUCCCGUAUUUAACGAACUUUUCAUAUUUCAAGCGCAAAGAAAUACUUUGGACGAUAGGGUCUUAAAGAUCACUGUUUAUAGUUCCGACUCAUUCUCGCGAAAGAAUGUCAUCGGAAGAGUUGUGUUUCCAUUAAAAACAGCAGAUAUUGACAGUAAUAUUAGCAGAGAUGUCAUGACUGAAGACAUUACUUGUUUGCUUAGAGAAAGCAAACCAUUUGGUGAACUACUUUUGUCACUCAAUUAUGAGACCAAUUCAUCGACACUAACUUUGGGCGCAUUAAAAGUUCGCCACAUAUUUGACAAAGAAAUCCAAACAAUUUAUAUGAAAGUUGUUUUGUUUGUUAAACGAAAACGAAUUAAAAGUCGAAAAACAAGUCUCCAUAGAGUUGAGACUGAAAUCAAUUUCGAUGAUAUGUUUCACGUAAAUGUGGCCAAAGAGACACUCAAUGAUCUUAUAAUCAGUAUUAGUGUAUAUGGAAAGUCAAACACAUACGUUAACAAACACAUAUUGGGCCGAACACAUGUGGGACAGUUAUGUCCAUCAGCUCAGGGAAUACAACACUGGACUGAAAUGUGUCUUCAUUAUAACGAAACCAUCAGUCAAUGGCAUAUAUUUUCAUAA
Molecule: messenger RNA, 1228 nt
Organism: Oppia nitens
Lineage: Eukaryota; Metazoa; Arthropoda; Arachnida; Sarcoptiformes; Oppiidae
Product: synaptotagmin-11-like
Exons: 5
Coding region: 32-1228 (398 amino acids)
Biological process (GO): calcium-ion regulated exocytosis; regulation of calcium ion-dependent exocytosis; regulation of dopamine secretion
Molecular function (GO): calcium-dependent phospholipid binding; syntaxin binding; clathrin binding
Source: RefSeq, a predicted model, not a curated record